Molecule: messenger RNA, 1562 nt
Organism: Charadrius vociferus (killdeer)
Lineage: Eukaryota; Metazoa; Chordata; Aves; Charadriiformes; Charadriidae
Gene: WIF1
Product: WNT inhibitory factor 1
Exons: 8
Coding region: 46-846 (266 amino acids)
Biological process (GO): anatomical structure development
Cellular component (GO): cell surface; extracellular region
Molecular function (GO): signaling receptor binding
Source: RefSeq, a predicted model, not a curated record
UAUUUCUACGAGUUCCUAUCGUUGCGCUCUUUGGAUAAAGGCAUAAUGGCUGAUCCAACUAUAAAUAUCCCUCUGCUUGGAACAGUUCCUCAUAAAGCAUCAGUUGUUCAGGUUGGAUUUCCUUGCCUUGGGAAACAAGAUGGGGUGGCUGCAUUUGAGGUGAAUGUGAUCAUAAUGAAUUCAGAAGGCAAUAUUAUACUCCAGACCCCUCAGAACGCCAUCUUCUUUAAAACCUGUCAGCAAGCGGAGUGUCCAGGAGGAUGCAGAAACGGAGGAUUUUGCAACGAAAGACAUGUCUGUGAAUGUCCAGAUGGAUUUUAUGGGCCUCACUGUGAGAAAGCGCUGUGUGCUCCUCGCUGCAUGAACGGUGGGCUCUGCAUUACACCCGGCCUCUGCAUCUGCCCCCCGGGGUUCUACGGCAUCAACUGUGACAAAGCAAACUGUACAACAACCUGUUUCAAUGGAGGAACAUGUUUCUAUCUGGGAAAAUGCAUUUGUCCUUCGGGCUAUGAAGGAGACCAGUGUGAAAUUAGUAAAUGCCAUCAGCCCUGUCGAAAUGGAGGCAAAUGUACUGGUAAGAAUAAAUGCAAGUGCUCCAAAGGAUACCAGGGAGACCUGUGUUCCAAGCCUGUCUGCGAACCCGGCUGUGGCCCGUACGGCAUCUGUGCUGAGCCCAACAAGUGCCAGUGCAAAGAAGGCUGGCACGGGAGACACUGCAAUAAAAGGUACGGAGCCAGCGGUCUGAGCGCCCUGAGGCCAGCAGGCAGCAAGCACAGGCAGCACACGCCUUCGCCAAAAAAGGCUGAGGAGAGGCAUGUUCCACCCGAAUCCAAUUAUAUCUGGUGAACUCCAACAUCUGAAACGGUUCAUGUUACACAAAGUUCAUAGCCUUCAUUAACCUCUCAUGGAUUGAAUGUUAAAACGCUGUUCAUUACAGUUAAGAUUACUGGCUGGAAUUUUAUUAGCUUCAUUAUAAACCACUGAGCUGAUAUUUACUAUUCCUUUUAAGUUUUAUAAAUACUUCUAUAGCAUGAUUAUAUAGGCUUCUUCUUUCAGUGCUUUGGAUGGUGUUUUGUACUAUACUUCAGUUAUGUUUAAACUUCCUUUUUUGAUUAUGUAGCUGCAAAUAUUUUCCAAAAAUUAAGUAACAAUAUUCAAGCAGAAAACCUCAUAGAUACUAACCUGAAUCAUUUCAGUGACUACAGAUUUAAUUUGCCUAAGACAAAAGAAAGGUGCCUUUUACAUUUUUGCUGUUGUGCAUUUAGACUUUUCCCUAAGAAAAAUAAAUAAAAUAAAUAAGUUACCUAAUUUAAAAACCGAAUAGCUCAAGACAAUGUUGGUUUUGGCCUUACAUUUUUGCAAAGUACUGUGUAUUAAAAAUACACAGCGGUGGUGCCAUUUAAGCAACAUAAGAUAUUGUAAACAAAGUAGAACUGUAAUGUAUGAACUUUCUGCAUCGGCUUGAAGCAAUAUAAUAUAUUGUAAACAAAACAGCUCUUAUGUAAUAAACUUUUUAUACUGACAGUUAUGUACAAAAUAAAGAAGCUGCUUUAGUUUUUCGA